Messenger RNA from Dovyalis caffra, 2097 nucleotides. The record is from the annotation of a GenBank genome assembly. NCBI's taxonomy places the organism in Eukaryota, Viridiplantae, Streptophyta, Magnoliopsida, Malpighiales, Salicaceae.
AUGGCUCUCUCCCUGCCAUUUCUUAAAAAACCUCCAAACAAAGUCUUCUCUUUCAUUGCUCUCUGUCCCCAUCCCUUUAAAAUCCGACCGUUAUAUCCUCCUCGAUUUAAAUUUCCCGCCUCCACUCUCAAAUUCAUCAAAACCCAUUUUUCUUUGUCUCUUAAUUUAACCACCCACUUCAACAACAACGACGAUCGCUACACUGAAAAUACCUUAAAACCUGACAAAUUCUACGCAUCAUUAAUCGAUAAUUCGGUACACAAAACCCACUUGAACCAAAUCCAUUCUAAGUUAUUAGUUACUGGGUUGCAAUAUAGUGGUUUCUUGGUAGCAAAAUUUGUUAAUAAGGCUUCAAAUCUAGGAGAAGUUAGCUAUGCACGUAAGGUGUUUGAUAAAUUUCCAGAGCCAGAUGUGUUUUUGUGGAAUGCGAUUGUUAGGGGUUAUUCUAGGCAUGGUUUGUUUGGUUUUGCUAUUGAAAUGUAUGCUAGAAUGCAAGUGGCGUGUGUUAGUCCUGAUGGGUUCAGUUUUUCUUGCGUUCUCAAAGCUUGUAGUGCCUUGCUGGCGCUUGAGAUGGGGAGGAGGGUACAUGGGCAGAUAUUUAGACGAGGGUUUGAGUCGGAUGUGUUUGUGCAGAAUGGUCUUGUGGCAUUAUAUGCGAAAUGUGGAGAGAUUUUGCGAGCUAUCGUUGUUUUUGAUAGGCUAGUUGGUAGGACUAUUGUUUCUUGGACUUCAAUUAUUUCUGGGUAUGCGCAGAAUGGACAGCCUCUUGAAGCAUUGAGGAUUUUUAGUGAAAUGAUGAAAAUGAAUGUGAGACCAGAUUGGAUAGCGCUUGUGAGUGUUCUUAGAGCGUAUACAGAUGUGGAGGAUUUAGAACAUGGGAGAUCUAUUCAUGGUUGUGUGAUUAAAAUGGGACUUGAAUUUGAAUCCGAUUUGCUUAUUUCCCUUACCUCUUUGUAUGCAAAAUGUGGGCAGGUUACAAUUGCGAGAUUGUUUUUCAAUCAGGUGCAGAUUCCAAAUUUGAUUUUGUGGAAUGCAAUGAUUUCUGGUUAUGUGAAAAAUGGGUAUGCUGAGGAAGCUGUUGAGCUGUUCCGUCGAAUGAUAAGUCAAAAUAUAAGACCAGAUUCUAUUACCGUGACAUCUAGUAUUGCAGCUUGUGCACAAAUAGGAUCUCUUGAAUUAGCAAGAUGGAUGGAUGAGUAUAUCAGCAUGAGUGAAUUUACAAAUGAUGUGAUUGUUAAUACUGCUCUCAUUGACAUGUAUGCAAAAUGUGGAACUGUAGAUAUGGCUCGCUUUGUUUUUGACAGAAUACCAGAUAAAGAUGUUGUUGUGUGGAGCGCAAUGAUGGUGGGAUAUGGAUUACAUGGGCAGGGUCAGGAAUCUGUCAAUCUUUUUCAUGUAAUGAGGCAAGCUGGGGUGUCACCAAAUGAUGUCACCUUCGUCGGGCUCCUCACAGCAUGCAAAAAUUCAGGUCUUGUAGAAGAAGGAUGGGACCUCUUCCACCGCAUGAGAGAUUAUGGGGUUGAACCAAGGCACCAACAUUAUGCGUGUGUGGUGGAUCUUCUUGGGCGUGCAGGCCAAUUAGAUAGAGCUUAUAAUUUUGUCAUGCACAUGCCAAUUGAACCAGGUGUAACUGUUUGGGGAGCACUUUUGAGUGCAUGCAAGGUCCAUCGCCAUGUCUCACUAGGGGAAUAUGCAGCUGAGCGACUUUUCUCAUUAGAUCCAUAUAACACAGGGCAUUAUGUUCAGCUGUCAAACCUCUAUGCUUCAGCUCGGUUGUGGGAUCAUGUUGCAAAGGUACGAGUGUUAAUGAGGGAGAAAGGACUUACCAAGCACCUUGGUUAUAGUGUGAUUGAGAUCAAUGGAAAGCUCUGGGCAUUUCAAGCUGGAGAUAAGUCGCAUCCAACAUCCAAAGAGAUUUUGGAGGAAGUUGUGGAUUUAGAGAGAAGGUUAAAGGAAGCUGGAUUUGUCCCCCAAACAGAAUCUGUCCUGCAUGAUUUGAAUUAUGAAGAAACAGAGGAGACACUUUGUAAUCAUAGUGAGAGACUAGCGAUUGCUUAUGGGCUUAUCAGUACUCCCCCGGAACUACCCUUCGGAUAA